Triticum dicoccoides is the source of this 4347-nucleotide messenger RNA. RefSeq lists its product as uncharacterized. Lineage: Eukaryota; Viridiplantae; Streptophyta; Magnoliopsida; Poales; Poaceae. The coding region runs from base 427 to 1530 and encodes 367 amino acids. The record is from RefSeq and is a predicted model, not a curated record. The transcript has 2 exons.
GCCGCCGGCCACAUCAACAUUUCGGCGGCCACACCAAGAUUUCGGCGACCACGGGAGGGGCGGCGCGUCUCAACUGCCUUCUUUCUAGCCAUACGGGCGGCCCGGCAACUCAAGCAGUCCACGGGCGCGUGGAGCACGAGAGCGGCGGCGACGACUCCGGCGACCACGGCGCGGCAACUCCGUGCGCUCGUCAUGGUGGUUCUGCUCCGACUCGGGCUCUAGGUACUCUGCCAUUGCCUAUCUGCAAUCCGAGCCCGGCCGGGAGUCAGCCCACUUCUUCUUCAUAAAUAAGAGGAGGGAGGGAUUCGAAGCCCUCUCACAUCCUAGAUCUGGAUUCCAGUCACAUUGUCGUGUCCUUGCCCUUCCGUUGGCAACCUCGUAACUAUCAGAAUCAAAAAAUCAAUCUUUAGAUCCAGUUAGAAGAACAUGUCCAAGCGUCAGCACUCGCACCUCGACGGCGACCGCACCGGAAAAAGGCCGCGGCGUGCGCCCAAGAAGCAGCUCUACCUGGUGCUGGAUGAUUGGGACACGGGCUUCAGCAUCUACAAGGUUGAUGCCGACACUUUACAAGAUACCCGCACCAGCGACGUGCAGUUUGGGUUCCCUGACCCUCCCGUCCUCCGGUUUCCCGUGCCAGUACGCCAUCUUGGCAUGAGCUUCACGGCCUUUGGUAACAGCAUCUUCAUCGCCACCAACCCACACUGUCCACAGACUCCCAUCCUCCUAUAUGAUACCGAGAUAGCGGGAAUCACAAUCGGGCCAAGCCUACCACGUUCACUGCUUGGUGGCAUUGACAUCUCUGUGGCCGCCGGUGAUGCGUUGUAUGCAUUGACAUCUCGCCAUGCCGGCGAGCAGCACUCUUUUGAGGCCAUGUCAUGGGCAGCCACGGGAAGCGAUGAGAUGUGGGAUCCACGGCCAGCCAUGGACUGGUCCUGGAAAAGUGUGCCGUCGCCACCGCCAUUUGCCAGGGAUGAUAUAAUUUCCUCUUACGCGCUGCACCCGGACGGGCACACCAUAUUCAUGUCUGCACACGACAGUCUUUAUCAACAUGUUCCAAAGGGUACCUUCUCAUUCGACACCAAGCGCUCUGAGUGGAGGUGGCAUGGGGAAUGGGCUCUGCCUUUCCAAGGGCAAGGCUACUACGACAGCGAGCUAGGCGCAUGGAUUGGGCUCCGUAAAGACGGGUACAUUUGUGCCUGUGAAGUUGCCUCCCGCAGCCGCGAAAGUGCUGUGCAGCCAUAUUGUAAGAUUGCGAAGGAGAAGUUGUUCCUCAAAGUCCCGGAGCGGCGACUGGCAGCAACAAGGGCCACCCUCGCGUACAUGGGCAACAGCAACUUUUGCCUUGUCGAUUGUGUGCAGCGCGAGGGAGUGGAGCCUACAUGCGUCUUCGAUUGUUGCGUGCUCCAUAUGAGCACGUUUGGGCUUAAGUAUGAUCACAGAGGAGAGCUGCAAACCACGCGCCACUGCUCUAACUCUUGUGUAGUGUCUAAGCAUAUCCUGUCCUUUUCUCCUGCAGUGUUCUGGAUGUAAGAGGUAUUUUGCUUGUUUUAUGCAAGACCUGCUGUGUAAUCGUGAUGUAAGCUGCUGUGAUAUGUGGCACUACUACGAAGAGAAAUAAAAAGAAGUUGGUUCCCUUUUGCAAUUUUCUUGAACCUGAGCCUGGACAUGGUCACAUGUUUCAAGAACUAGAAGCGCUGUACUUUUGCUGCUUGCGAGACAGGGAUUAGAAAAUGUGGUGCAACUAAAGAAGUGUUUAUUCAAUUUUUUCCUCCAAAGAUUAGAUAAUCCUGUAUCUAACUGCCAUGAUCACUCUUUCACAACUAAGAGUCUAAGAUCCCCAUGUCUAGAAAGACAAAUAUUUAGGAACGGAGGGAGUAUAUCUUAUUUCAGGAUUAGUGGCAGGGAAGUGUCUAGUCAUCUCUCUUCAGGUAGUCAUCAGAAAAACAAUGGCAGGGAAGCGGGAUUAAUGGCAUGGAUAGAUAGGUAGAAUAAAACCUUGAACGCAGUACCUGUGUUAUACGUUAACAUGUUUUCUCAAGAUCCUCAUGUACUACCUUAUAUUUUCAUGCAUAAGGAGUUAGGUUUGGAUGGAACCCAAGCUUUCCAAUGUUGUUGCAGAUCUCUUUUCGGUAUAAAGCCCGAAAUUGCCAGCGGAUGGCCAGUGAGCUAAAAAAAACCGAAAGAAUGGUCAUACACACUCCUCUUAUAGAUAGGAUGAACAAAGAACAAAAGGCAGUUUGAAACAGCAUAGUGUCGGCUGUCAAAAGUUGUUUGCAUGACAUAGCAGUAACAGCUUAACAAUGGCUUCGGACAUGAGUUAUUUCCAAGGAACAAUAGACCAGGAAGCUCUUGCAAGUUGCAACCCCUUUUAGUGUUUGUUGUUCACCCUCUGGAACAAUUCAUGCCCCAACUAGAAGACCGAUGGUUAUAGUUUCACCUGAAACUGUUUGAGCUGUACAAUGUCCAAAAAAUGGUGGAGUCAUAUAUUAAAAAUAGUAAGUAUAUUUUUGUAUUUUUGCUAUGAGGAAAUCCUUCCUCUUUCUUCCAACAAAUAUGAUGGAAAAUUCUGCAGACUGUUCACCUUUGGAAUGUCUGCAGAACAUGAUUACUUCAUUAGCAAAUUGUAGCUUCUACCUCCAACCAUCAUAUUCAACUGUUUAUACCUAUGACUGUUACACUGACAAGCUCGAUCAGCAUUGUAGUUGAAAAUUCGAAAUCAGAGAAACAUCCCAAUUUUACAGAUCACUGGCGUUGUUGGAAAAUUUCACGUUGUUUCAUACCCUACGGUGCUUCCUGGUUGUCUGCUGGAUGAAGAUGCGAUUGCUUGGGUUUUGAGAAACAUCUACUCUGUGAGGUCGGCUUAUCAUGUGCUCACUGAUGACGCUGGCCAGGAAAGAAACCUGAGAGUGGCUUGUGCAGCUUGCUCGACUGGCACUAAAGUGGUAAAUUACCCGAAUAGAAGAAGGUGUGGAAGCUAAAAGUGCACAGAUAGUUCUCAAUUUCUGGUGGAGAGCUCUGCAUACUUUCAAGUAGGGGAUGGAAGGCCGCUCACCAGCAGGAGAUGGAGCAGAGAAGUUCUUUCCGCUCUGCAUUUCGCCCUUGUGUUACUAGCUGGCCCUUGUGUACACGCCAUUGGCCAACUCAACCAGCCAAUGGUGCCACUGGAUCUGGUAUGGGCCGCACGCAGAGAUCAUCAGGCAGCAAUUUGAGAUGGUUGUUCCAUGGCUGGUACAGAACAGAUCACCAUCUUUCCUUAUUUGAUAUUCUCAUUUUACAUUUCUGCUUGUUUGCUGGUUUAUUUUAUUUUCAAAAAAUUCGAUGGUCCAUGGCUGGCACCUGGCAGGAUUGGGCUCAAUCAUGAAGAUUUGAAGGCCAAUCCUUCCAGUGCGGAUUUAUUUUUGUGACGAAGCUUACGGCUGUGUUGAUGGAUCAUAUAGAAGGUUCAACGUACAGUUUUUAAAUUUCUUCAGCACACAUUGGCUGGGAGAGGGAGUAGUUCAUAGCGUUUUUCAUACUGGGAGAUUCCCAAAGCACAUAUGUUCGUGGACCGUUGCUCAUAUGAGUUAGUACAUUUCUAGCUUGUAUGGUCGCUCCGUCAGAAUACUAAUUCCCGUUUUCUUUUUAUGGACGCUCUGCUGGCGGCGGCGUCCUCCCGAUAACCGGCUGGAGCCCCUCAUCCGCCUCCUGCACCUGCACGCCAUCAAGAAGCAGAGCAAUCAAUCAGUAGGCUUGGUUCCAAGGACAGAGUUCCCAGCAGAUGGAUGGUGCUCUUAAUCACCACCUCCGCACAAGAGGUUCCGGCACCAUGACCACAUUCUGCACCUGCUUCAUCGUCGUGGCCAUCUGCUCCUCCUGCCGGAGGCCACGAAGGUGACGACGCUGCCACGCUGGCCACUAGUCCAGCCCGUGGCAUCAGGGUAGGGCCCGGCCCAGACGGGCUGCGGCGUGGCUCCGCCUGCAGCCACCAUGAUCACAGGCUCCUCUCAGACCUCUGUGUGGUGCAGCGCGCUCCAAGACAAGGAGGGCAUACUCGGCAUGAGUCUAUGUGGACUUGUCCGUCCGCGCCGGGCUGGUCGCCAGCCCCUGCGAGAAAGAGCUCCCCCGCGGCUUCAAAAGGGUGAGGUUGUUGGAUUCCGGCCGCCGCCGGAAGCCGCUCGACGAAAUAAAAAAGAGACGGGGAAAAGAUAUACACUGAAUUGACAGAUGGGACCCAGGUCUCCUCCUAAGGAGUGAGUCGUCGAAGGGUGGACUGACGAGCUGGUAGACUCGUUAAGCUUGUGUAGUCGUGUUUGUAAGCUUGUUAAGGGGGAAAGAGUAACGCUACAAAUAAUUAAAGGUUGAGGUAAA